AUGAUUACUCCAAAAAUCGACCCCGUUUUGAUUCUGGACGAAAAGGGCACGCUAAAGGCAUCGGCCGACGCUUCUGGAGCUAAGAAAUCAGAAUUGACCUUUAAGCAUCGUACUCGACAUUUGGUUAUCGUACUCAGUUUACUAUGUCUGACAUGCAUUAUCAGUAACUCACUGGCUUUAAACUUUACAGUAAUCUGCAUGUUCAAAGACGACGAUGGAAGUUGGAAUCAGAGUUGUAAGGGGGUUAAUUUAAGUUUGGGGGGGGGGUUAGAAGUUAGGAUGGCUUAGCUAGAGUAGGGUAAAACAAAUUUUUAUGGUGGGAAGGAGUGAAAUUUAUUUUUAUGGUUGGGGGGGAGAGGUUAAAACUAUAUUUUGGGUGGGCAGGGAUAAAACUUCAUAUUCAUACUAUAUUUCAUGUUUUAGACAUAGAAGAGAAAGGUCACCCACCUCUAAUGUACUCAGAACUCGAGCAGAGUUGGCUGUUCGCAGCCAUAGCUAUUGGUACACUGUUUGGUACAAUACCAAUGACAUUGUUUACUAGCACUUUUGGCAUGAAGUAAGUAAUUUAUUUGGCCAUAUUAUAAGUUUAGCACAUUUUUAAUACCAUAGAUAAUAUAAAAAUUAUUAAACAAAUUUUAGUUGAUUUUAUUAAGAUGGCUGACCGAUUCUAGCUAAAGAGUUUUGGUUUACCGGUUAGACUGAAACACGAGCGCAGCCAGGCUUCAAAAUGAGUUUUGAGCUACAUAUGAAGUUAAAUAGCGUAUUUUAGGAUAUUAUUCACACUUUAUGGAGCGAUCUCAGCUUUGGCUACGUUGAUCUUCCCUACCAUCGUACCAUUGGGCUUUUACUUUGUAUUUUUCCUCAGGUUUUUACAGGUAAGGGGCUUUAUUAUUCUACUAUAGUUUUACAUUACUGUGUCAGUAAGACUUCUUGAAAUUGUCCAAUAAAAAUAUUUUAGGGCGCAGCUGUCGCCACCUCUUUCCCAGCGAUGGGUUCUAUUGUAGCUGAAUGGGCGACGCUUCGAAAGUCUGGUACUUUUGUAGCUAUUGUAUCUGCCCAUCUUCAAUUGGCCCAGAUAUUCACCAUGCCUGUGGCUGGUGCUUUGUGUGAAAGUUCGUUGAGUUGGCCGGCUUUGUACUAUCUCCAAGGCGGGAUUACUGUAAUUUGUUUUGUAAUCUUUUGGCUCUUCUACGAAGAUACUCCUACUGUACAUAGGUUAGUUUUGUUACAGUGUUUUACGUUUAUAUAUACUUGGUUUACACAUAGUAAGGUUUGUUUAAGAUGUAGUAUUACAAGUAUAGUAUUUUAGGUAAGAAAUUACAUUUCAGAAAUGUCAGUGAAAAAGAAUUGACAACCCUUCAGAAGAACAAAAUAGUACGAGUGCUAGAAGAGAACGAGAAGGAUAGAGUACCAUACAAGGCCAUAAUGUGUGACAGAGCUGUAAUGGGUAUCUUAACCUCGUCUUUUGGUGCUACAGUAGCCUUCCAGUUCUUUUUCCAGUACGGUCCUGUCUAUUUAAAUCAGGUAAACGUCCAUAUUUUAAUAAAAUAUUCAAAGUAAAGCUGGCGCCAAAAUGUGAAUUCAAAUUUUCGCGGGUUUUUUAAAAAUCAUUUUUCACCCUUUUAAAGUUUAAACUGCCAUUUUAUAUGUUGUAUACAUUACUAUUAGUUCAAUAUAACUCUUCAGGUUCAAGGAUUCGACGUCCGUGACACAGGAUUUGCCGCCGCUUUACCUUUUAUAUUAUCUAUGAUAUUCAAGUUCAUGGUAGGGCCUUGUAGUGACACUGUACCGUACGUCAGUGACAAAAUGAGAGUGAUAUUGUUUGCUUCGAUAUCACAGUACUCUAUGGCUAUAUGUUUCUUCGCCUUGGCUUUUUUACCGCCGUCACAACAAGUUUUGUCACAAAUCUUCUUUACGGCUGCUAUUGUGUUCAGCGGUCUUAAUGCUGUUGGAGUUACCAAGAGCUCACAGUUGGUAUGUUUUUAGGUUUAAGGGUGUGGUAGGUUCUAAAAGGGUAUAGAAAAUCCCGGCAGAGCCUAAUUUUCCGGCUCUGUCUUUUAACAUUAGAUUUUUUUUAAAUAUUGAAGUUAAAUCUUUCGUUGCGGGACCUAAGCUGGGCCUUCGGAGCUCUGGCUUAGACCGCCUUUUAGGUCUAGUAGAGGGAAGAUAAAAGGCACAUUAACUAACCUAUAGGAAAUAAAACAAAUUUUUUUAAAAAAAAUUUAUUAGGUUGUUCAAAUAAUUUUGUGCCGCUACUCAAUUCUAUUUUUUAGGGUAAGGGGCAUAGAAUUAUGUGAAUAGCCUAAUUUUCUGUGAACAUCUUAAGUUGAAAUUAAUUUGCAUAUAAUGACAUAAAAAUGUUUCAGAUAUCCGGAAGAUACGUUCACUUCUUAAUGUCAUUGAACAUGUUUAUAUUCAGUAUUGUGGUACUUCUUAUACCAUUCUCAGUAGCCGUAUUCGCUCCAAAUGGCAGUCCAGAUGAGGUAUGGCAUUUCUAACAUUAAAUACUGAUUUUCAGUCGAUUAUCUAAUACAAAGCCUUUUAUAUCUUUUUGUGCCUUAUAUUCUUUGUAUAAGUAUAUUACAUUAUAGUAAACCCAAAAGUUAAAUUUUCUUUUAAAUUUCUAAAGUUAAAAAAACUUUUAGUGGGCCCGUCUAUUCAUAGGCACAGGCAUCCUUGUCAUCGUGGUGACAACCAUCUUCAACUUAACGGCCGAAGUCACGGUUCGACCGUGGGCCGAUCAGCCACAGCAAGUGCAGCCUGUGCCUGAGGUGUUCGAGCUGAAUGCGAAAGAUUUAAAGGAUCCGGAGAAGGUGGGCCAGGUGCUGCAGGCCAAACGACUGUCCAUUCAAAGCAAUUCCAGCCAAUUGCGACAAUUCCAGGCCGGUCAGCCGAAACGAACCUCUAUUUAUUCGGUCGAUUAA
Bursaphelenchus okinawaensis is the source of this 2924-nucleotide messenger RNA. The record is from the annotation of a GenBank genome assembly. NCBI's taxonomy places the organism in Eukaryota, Metazoa, Nematoda, Chromadorea, Rhabditida, Aphelenchoididae.